Molecule: messenger RNA, 1665 nt
Organism: Ogataea philodendri
Lineage: Eukaryota; Fungi; Ascomycota; Pichiomycetes; Pichiales; Pichiaceae
Exons: 1
Coding region: 1-1665 (554 amino acids)
Biological process (GO): carbohydrate transport; transmembrane transport
Cellular component (GO): membrane
Molecular function (GO): carbohydrate:proton symporter activity
Source: RefSeq, a predicted model, not a curated record
AUGUCCCAAUCUUCAUCGACCGAAAUUAACAAAGGUUCGGGCUCCAUCGAGCCUGGAUUCUGGAAUCUCAGAAAUAAGCACAACACUUUUGGUCUCAAAGGUAGAAAGCUCAGAUGGGCAGUCACCUUGACCUCUGUGGUGGGUUUCAGUUUGUUUGGAUAUGACCAGGGUCUUAUGAGUGGUAUUAUCACCGCCCCACAGUUUCAAAGAGACUUCCCUCCAGUCAGUGGAUCCAGUAGACACGCUACUGUGGUCCAAGGUAUUGUCACAGCUUGUUACGAAAUUGGAUGUUUCUUCGGUGCCUUGUUUGCCAUGAUUGUUGGUGACCGUCUCGGAAGACGUCUUCUUAUUAUUAUCGGUGCCACUAUCAUCAUCAUUGGUACUUUCAUCUCUAUCUUCCCAUUCAGACCACACUGGCAAUUGGGUCACUUCAUCAUUGCUAGAUCGGUUACCGGUAUUGGUAACGGUAUGAACACUGCUACUAUUCCUGUGUGGCAAUCUGAACAAUCCAAGCCAGAGAACAGAGGUCGUCUGGUUAACUUGGAAGGUUCUGUCAUUGCGGUUGGUACUCUGAUUGCUUACUGGGUCGAUUUCGGUUUGUCCUACGCUAACAGCUCUGUUUCGUGGAGAUUGCCAAUUGCUUUGCAAAUUCUGUUUGCCCUGUUCUUGCUCCUGUCUAUCCUUGGUCUGCCAGAGUCUCCAAGAUGGCUCAUUUCUAAAGGUAGAAUGGAGGAAGCCAGAUACAUUUUGGGAAGCAUCAACGACGUCGAUCCUAACGACGAUGGUGUUAUUGCUGAGUCCACUAUGAUUGCCGAUGCCGUGAACAGAUUCGAUAACGCACAACUUGGAUGGAGAGAGCUUUUCAGCGGUGGAAAGCACCAAUAUUUCAGAAGAAUGAUGUUGGGUGCCAGUGCUCAGUUCUUCCAGCAAUUUACUGGAUGUAACGCCUCCAUCUACUAUGCUACUGUCUUGUUCGAAAACACUCUGGACUUUGCCAGAAGAAAGGCUUUGGUGAUGGGUGGUAUCUUCUCCAUCGUUUAUGCCGUGUUCACCAUCCCAUCCUUCUUCCUUAUCGACAGAUUGGGUAGAAGACCUCUUUUCCUGAUCGGUGCUGCUGGUCAAGGUGUUGCUUUCAUCAUUGCUUUCGGAUGUUUGGUUAAGGAGAACGCUAACAACGCUAAGGGUGCCGCUGUCGGUCUCUUCUUGUUCAUUGCCUUCUUUGCCUUCACAAUCCUGCCACUUCCAUGGGUGUAUCCACCUGAAAUCAAUGCAUUGAGAGCCAGAACUGUGGCCACAUCUAUCUCCACCUGUACUAACUGGUUGUCGAACUUUGCCGUUGUCAUGUUCACUCCAAUCUUCAUCAACCAGUCCAAGUGGGGAUGCUACUUGUUCUUUGCCAUCAUUAAUUUCAUUUACGUGCCAAUCAUCUACUUCUUCUACCCGGAGACUGCUGGUAGAUCUCUUGAGGAAAUUGAUAUCAUUUUCGCCAGAUCCUACGACGAGGGUGUUCCUGCUUUCAUUGUGGCCAACAGAAUGGCCAAGUUGAACAACCAGGAGCUCGAGGCAGAAGGUAACAGACUUGGUCUGUUCGACAUGGAUGAUACCAAGCCUUCUGCUGAGCUGAACGAGGGUAUUCUUGAGAAGCCUCAAGAGCCAGAGGUUUAA